Chrysochloris asiatica (Cape golden mole) is the source of this 3847-nucleotide messenger RNA. RefSeq names its product c-abl oncogene 2, non-receptor tyrosine kinase (gene ABL2). The coding region runs from base 204 to 3752 and encodes 1182 amino acids. Lineage: Eukaryota; Metazoa; Chordata; Mammalia; Afrosoricida; Chrysochloridae. The transcript has 12 exons. Gene Ontology annotation, molecular function: ATP binding; non-membrane spanning protein tyrosine kinase activity; protein binding. The record is from RefSeq and is a predicted model, not a curated record. Gene Ontology annotation, biological process: protein phosphorylation; regulation of apoptotic process.
AAAAGGAGAAUCUUUGAGUCGCGGAGAGGCAGCGCGGAGGCUGCUGCGAGGAGUCCGGGUGCGGGCACACCGGUGGCUCGGCUGCUCAGGGGCAGGCCCUGGACUAAGGAGGAGAGGCCAGAGCAGCUCCAGGACCCGAGGCCGGAGCCGAGGAGGAAUGUGACCGGGUUUCGGCGGGGGCGCGGGAGUACGCGAGCGCAGGGAUGGGGCAGCAGGUGGGCCGCGUCGGGGAGGCUCCGGGGCUCCAGCAGCCGCAGUCCCGCGGGAUCCGGGGCAGCAGUGCAACCAGGCCCUCCGGCCGCAGGCGGGACCCGGCGGGGCGCACCGCGGAGGCCGGCUUCAAUAUCUUCACUCAGCAUGAUCACUUUGCCAGCUGUGUGGAGGAUGGAUUUGAGGGAGACAAGACUGGAGGCAAUAGUCCAGAAGCCUUGCACCGCCCGUACGGCUGUGACGUUGAAUCCCAGGCACUGAACGAAGCCAUCAGGUGGAGCUCCAAGGAAAACUUGCUGGGAGCCACUGAGAGUGACCCUAAUCUCUUUGUUGCACUUUACGAUUUUGUAGCAAGUGGCGAUAAUACACUCAGCAUCACUAAAGGUGAAAAGCUCCGGGUCCUUGGUUACAAUCAGAAUGGCGAGUGGAGUGAAGUUCGCUCUAAGAAUGGACAGGGUUGGGUGCCAAGCAACUACAUCACCCCAGUGAACAGCUUGGAAAAGCAUUCCUGGUACCAUGGACCUGUGUCACGCAGUGCAGCCGAGUACCUGCUGAGCAGUCUCAUCAAUGGCAGUUUCCUGGUGCGAGAAAGCGAGAGCAGCCCCGGGCAGCUCUCCAUCUCGCUCAGGUAUGAGGGGCGUGUGUAUCACUACAGGAUCAAUACCACAACAGAUGGCAAGGUCUGUGUGACUGCUGAAAGCCGCUUCAGCACACUGGCCGAGCUCGUUCACCACCACUCCACAGUGGCUGAUGGGCUGGUGACAACUUUGCACUACCCAGCACCCAAGUGUAAUAAGCCUACCGUUUACGGUGUAUCCCCUAUCCACGACAAAUGGGAAAUGGAACGGACAGAUAUUACCAUGAAGCACAAACUUGGGGGUGGUCAGUAUGGAGAGGUGUACGUUGGCGUCUGGAAGAAAUACAGCCUUACAGUUGCUGUGAAGACACUGAAGGAAGAUACCAUGGAGGUGGAAGAGUUCCUGAAAGAAGCUGCAGUAAUGAAGGAAAUCAAGCAUCCUAAUCUGGUACAAUUAUUAGGUGUGUGUACAUUGGAGCCACCAUUUUACAUUGUGACAGAGUACAUGCCGUAUGGGAACUUGCUUGAUUACCUCCGAGAAUGCAAUCGAGAAGAGGUGACUGCAGUUGUACUGCUCUACAUGGCCACUCAGAUCUCUUCUGCCAUGGAGUACUUAGAAAAGAAGAAUUUCAUCCAUAGAGAUCUUGCAGCUCGUAACUGCUUAGUGGGAGAAAACCACGUGGUGAAAGUGGCUGACUUCGGCUUAAGUAGAUUGAUGACUGGAGACACCUAUACUGCUCAUGCUGGAGCCAAAUUCCCUAUUAAGUGGACAGCACCCGAGAGUCUUGCCUACAACACCUUCUCAAUCAAAUCGGAUGUCUGGGCUUUUGGGGUGCUACUGUGGGAAAUCGCUACCUACGGAAUGUCACCAUACCCAGGUAUUGACCUGUCCCAGGUCUAUGAUCUACUGGAAAAAGGAUAUCGGAUGGAACAACCUGAAGGAUGUCCCCCUAAGGUUUAUGAACUUAUGCGAGCAUGUUGGAAGUGGAGCCCUGCUGACAGGCCUUCUUUUGCUGAGACUCACCAAGCUUUUGAAACCAUGUUCCAUGACUCCAGCAUUUCUGAAGAGGUAGCUGAGGAGCUUGGAAGAGCUGCCUCCUCCUCAUCUGUUGUUCCAUACUUGCCCCGAUUACCUAUACUUCCUUCCAAGAUUCGGACACUGAAGAAACAGGUGGAAAACAAGGAAAACAUUGAAGGGGCACAAGAUGCCACAGAGAACUCUGCCUCCAGCUCAGCACCAGGGUUCAUUAGAAGUGCACAGGCCCCCAGUGGCUCCCCAGCACUGCCUCGAAAGCAGAGAGACAAGUCACCCAGCAGCCUCUUGGAAGAUGCCAAAGAGACAUGCUUCACCAGAGAUAGGAAAGGAGGCUUCUUCAGUUCCUUCAUGAAAAAGAGAAAUGCUCCCACACCCCCCAAACGCAGCAGCUCCUUCCGAGAAAUGGAGAAUCAACCCCACAAGAAAUAUGAGCUCACGGGUAACUUCUCAUCUGUUGCUUCUCUGCAGCAUGCUGACGGGCUCUCUUUUGUGCCUGCCCAGCAAGAGUCGAAUCUGGUGCCACCCAAGUGCUAUGGGGGGAGCUUUGCACAGAGGAACCUCUGUAAUGACGACGGCGGGGGUGGUGGGGGCAGUGGCACUGCUGGGGGUGGGUGGUCUGGCAUCACAGGCUUCUUUACUCCACGCUUAAUAAAAAAGACACUGGGCUUACGAGCGGGUAAACCCACAGCCAGUGAUGACGCCUCCAAGCCUUUCCCAAGGUCAAACUCUACAUCUUCCAUGUCCUCAGGGCUUCCAGAGCAGGAUAGGAUGGCAAUGACUCUCCCCAGGAACUGCCAGAGGUCCAAACUGCAGCUGGAAAGGACCGUGUCCACCUCUUCUCAGCCAGAAGAGAAUGUGGGCAGGGCCAACGACUUGCUUCCCAAGAAAUCAGAGGAAGGUGCUGCUCCAACCAGGGAGAGACCAAAAGCCAAACUUUUGCCCAGAGGAGCCACAGCUCUUCCUCUCAGAACGCCCUCUGGGGAUCCAGCCAUUACAGAGAAAGACUCUCCAGGACUAGGGGUGGCUGGAGUUGCAGUUGCCCCCAAGAACAAGGAGAGGAAUGGUGGGGCACGACUUGGGAUGGCUGGAGUUCCAGAGGAUGGAGAGCAGCCAGGGUGGUCUUCUCCGGCCAAGGCGGCAGCAGUCCUCCCAACCACUCACAACCACAAAGUGCCAGUCCUUAUCUCGCCCACUCUGAAACACACUCCAGCGGACGUGCAGCUCAUUGGCACAGACUCUCAGGGGAACAAGUUCAAGCUCUUAUCUGAGCAUCAGGUCACAUCCUCGGGAGACAAGGACCGGCCCCGGCGGGUAAAACCAAAGUGUGCCCCACCCCCACCACCUGUAAUGAGACUACUGCAGCAUCAGUCCGUAUGCUCAGACCCUCCGGAAGAGCCGACUGCCCCUUCUGCAGGACAGCCCUCCUCAGACACCCAGGAAGGUGGGAAAAAGGCAGCUCCAGGGGCAGUGCCCACCAGUGGGAAAGCUGGGAGGCCAGGGAUGCCUCCCCCUCAAGUGCCUCUGCCCACAUCUUCCAUCUCACCAGCCAAAAUGGCCAAUGGCACAGCAGGUACUAAAGUGGCUCUGAGAAAAACCAAACAGGCGGCUGAGAAAAUCUCAGCAGACAAAAUCAGCAAAGAGGCCUUGCUGGAAUGUGCUGACCUACUGUCCAGUGCAAUCACGGAACCUGUGCCCAAUAGCCAGCUGGUAGACACUGGCCACCAGCUGCUGGACUACUGCUCAGGCUAUGUGGACUGUAUCCCUCAAACCCGCAACAAAUUUGCCUUCCGAGAGGCCGUAAGCAAACUGGAACUCAGCCUGCAGGAGCUGCAGGUGUCUUCUGCGGCUGCUGGUGGACCCGGGACAAACCCAGUCCUUAAUAACUUAUUGUCAUGUGUACAGGAAAUAAGUGAUGUGGUGCAGAGGUAGCCACUGUUAGCCCAGUGGAAAGAUGCACACAGUUCUUGGGGAGAGGGCAAGGGGACUUGUUUGCCUGUGUUCUUGUUUUCAAAAACUGAAAGACU